AUGCUUCGAAGGGGAGCGCGGGUGGACACACGCACCGUCUCCAAGAUGCUGUCAAUGACGCUGGGCAAGGGCGGGAGUUCCAACACGCCUCAGGCCCGGAGGGCGAUAGCACUCGUCGGGAGGUUUGUGCAGGAUCCAUCUCAGGACGUCGAUGAGAUACUGUUCAACGGACUUUUGGAUGCUUGUUGCCGCCUGCGGGACUGGAACCAUCUCGCAGCGACGAUUCAUCAGAUGCAGAUGGCAAAAGUUGCCCCAUCUUCGGUUACCCAAGGUAUCCUUUUGAAAGCAUACGGGGGAAUGGGAGACCUGCAGAAUGUGCUCGCCAUCUGGAAAGAUCUGGAGCAGCAGCUCCUGGAAUGCAGUGAUAUCACGAUUGGCUGCAUGAUUGAUGCUUGCGUGAAGUGUGGGGACAUUGAGAAGGCUGCAGAGGUCUUCGAGGGGCUUCGUCAGCAGGGGAAACACAGAAACAGUAUCUACUACACGCAGCUCAUCAAAGGGUAUGGGCAACAGAAGGAUUUAUCCAAGGCAUUGAAGCUCUUUCGGGAGAUGCCGAAGGAGGGCGUCCCUCGCAGCACCAUAACCUACAACUCAAUCAUCGACGCGUGCAUCCGGAGCGGCAAGGUGCUGGACGCGGAGCAGAUAUUCGGCGAGAUGGUCGUAGAGGGCGGCCCCACACAGCCAGACCUCAUAACAUUCUCGACAAUGGUGAAGGGUCAUUGCCAGCGCGGUGACCUUGACAAGGCUUUGAACGUGGCGGAAACUAUCCGGGCACGUGGCAUGGGUUGGGAUGAAUUGGUAUACAACACGCUGUUGGACGGAUGCGUGAAGGCCAAAGACAUCAGUCUUGGCGUCGGCCUUUGGCAGGAAAUGGUUUCCAGUGGCGUGGUGCCGUCGACUAUAACGCAUAACAUCCUUCUGAGGCUGUACCGGUCACAGGGCCACAUCGACGAGGACUCCCGCCGAGAGGUCCAGAAGCUCUAUGAGGUUUUUGGCUGCCAGGAGGAGUCCGACGACGAGGAGGAGCUAGACGAAGCCGGGGAGACGGAGGAAGAAACUACGACGUAA
This is a messenger RNA of Prorocentrum cordatum, 1065 nucleotides long. Lineage: Eukaryota; Dinophyceae; Prorocentrales; Prorocentraceae. The record is from the annotation of a GenBank genome assembly.